UAUACUUAAUAAAAUGGAACUUCUUCAGGGUCUACUAACUUUUGGAAUAGCUCUUUCAGAACAAAGUUAUAAAAAUCCUCAACGUGAAGAGAUUACGGAAAUCUAUUUUGUAUUAGUAGAAAAAGUAAUGGGGAUAAAAGCUUCAGACUUUAGCCAACUCGAAUUUUCAGCUUUAGAAAGUUUUGAGUUUCCAAGUUUACAUGAAGAAUCCGUUCCUAAACUAACGCUGAUUAAAGCUUUAUUUUACUUAAUGAAUAUCUGCGGUGUGCAGGACUUCAUUCUAAAGGAUCUGACUCAUCCCGAAUUCCAGCGUACUAGGCGGAAUUUAAGCGCCCUUAUCAAUUUUAAAAAGUUUAGAGCUACACAACUAAUAAAGUUCCAGAACUUACAAGAUGAAACCGAUGUAAAUGAAAACACUGUUCGAGAAGCGAAAUCCAAGUUGUAUGCUAUACAAGAGCACUUAAAUUCCCAACUCCUUCAACGGGAAUUAGCAGAGAAACAAGCUGACGAAGUUCAAGUAGAAGUCGAAGGUUACAAUAAAGAAAACAACGUUCUCAAGGAACAGCAAGUACUUUUACAAAAGGAAAUUCUCGCUAAAGAGAAUCUACUUGGGAACUGCGCAGAUAACCUGGCUAAUCUUCAGUUCCAAAUUCUUGAAGCAAAAAACUCGAUUGCUGACUUGCAAAAGAAAGUUGUGAAAUCUCCUCGACGUGUUUACAAGGAAAUUCAGGAUUUAAAAAAGUCUUUGCUUCAAGAGAAAUCUGAAAUUGAUGAACUUGAGAAGCAUGGGAGGGAAUUUUUAGUUAAACAAGAAAAUCUUGGUAGUUUUCAGCAGGAUUUGGUAAAAACUCUCAAAGCAUUGGACGAUCUCGAUACUACACUACGGCAAAGCGAUUCUCUUGCUGAGCGUAACGAGAACUUGCGAGAAAGAAUUGAGGUAUCUCAACAAGAGUUGAAGGCUUUAAGUACCUCCCAACAGCUCCUAAAUCGCCUUCAAAUUCAUCAAAAAGAAAAGAGAAGUUCUCUUCGCCAACAGCAUGAAGCAAAAUUACGUGAGCUGCAAGGAAAAGAGAGAUUUUUCAGAGAGGACAAAGUUGUCUUGGAAAAAAAGUUGCGACAGCGGGAGGAGUUGUUUAUUGCUCACCAAGAUAAGUUUCGAGAUAUCAAAGGUCAGCAAGAUGUAGAAAUGAAGCUUUUGAAUAAGGAGUUCGAAUUUUCCUUAAAUAAAAUUUCUAAUUACCUGCAAGAGAUGGACAGUGCUCUACGCUAAAAAACCGGGCCUUUUUUAUAGACACC
This is a messenger RNA of Zophobas morio, 1296 nucleotides long. RefSeq lists its product as uncharacterized. Lineage: Eukaryota; Metazoa; Arthropoda; Insecta; Coleoptera; Tenebrionidae. The transcript has 12 exons. The record is from RefSeq and is a predicted model, not a curated record. Bases 14 to 1270 code for a protein of 418 amino acids. Gene Ontology annotation, biological process: mitotic spindle organization; kinetochore organization; meiotic chromosome segregation. Gene Ontology annotation, molecular function: protein-containing complex binding. Gene Ontology annotation, cellular component: kinetochore; Ndc80 complex.